AUGGCAAAUUUAUAUCUUCUGAUGUUGGUGUCACUUUCAGAUUGUUUGUGCAAUGUUCCUGGUUCUGAAUCAUCAGCUGGUGGGAGCUGCAAUGCUACAACAGGACAGUGUACAUGUAAAGCAAAUGUGAUGGGGUUGAAAUGUGAUACUUGCAAGACAGGAUUCCUUAAUCUGCAAGCAUCAGAUGUUGACGGAUGUGAACCUUGUAACUGCAAUGUUGAUGGAUCUACUGCAGCAUCGAUGGGUGCAUGUAAUGAUACUGGUCAGUGUGAUUGUAAGGCCGAUGUGGUUGGCCUGAAAUGUGACACUUGUCAAGACGGGUUCUUUCUGACUGGUAGUGAUUUUGCUAAUGGCUGUCAACAAUGUGGUUGCUCCCUGUCGUCUGCAGUAUCACUGUCAUGUAACCAGUUAACAGGACAGUGUCCUUGUAAAUCUGGUUUGACUGGUCGCACUUGUGGCAUCAUCGAAGACUUCCACUGGUUGCCUUUCUUAGAGGGUCUCAUCUAUGAAGCAGAGUCUGCUUGGCUUAGUGGAGGAGCCAUGGUUGAGAGACGAGUCAGUGAUCUUAGCAAGUUUACUGGAACGGGUGGAGUGAGAAUGAGAGGUGAUGGUAAUCGCAUUACGUUUCGUGUGACCGUUCCACAGAGAUCAAUUCAGUAUAGACUGAUUAUUCGUUAUGAGGUGAGCAAUUGUUGCUUGGGCUUGUCAGAGUUAGAGUAA
Messenger RNA from Corticium candelabrum, 720 nucleotides. RefSeq names its product laminin subunit beta-2-like. Gene Ontology annotation, biological process: animal organ morphogenesis; tissue development. Bases 1 to 720 code for a protein of 239 amino acids. The record is from RefSeq and is a predicted model, not a curated record. NCBI's taxonomy places the organism in Eukaryota, Metazoa, Porifera, Homoscleromorpha, Homosclerophorida, Plakinidae. The transcript has 4 exons.